GAGAAACCCGCGAACGUCGGAGACAUUCGUCAAUAGGUAAACGCAAUUUGCAACAGCAAUGAGGAAAAUAUUGCUGGUCACAACCUUGCUAUCAAUAGCAAUGUCCGAAGAUAUUCUGAUGGAAACUCAUCCAAGAUUAAAAACGACUUGGAUUCGUAAACAGCUUUGGAAUAGAAAAACAAAACGACAACAACAGAAAGAUAUUUCUUCUGAGGUGGAAGAGUUCUUAAAUUAUAAUGACAGACAAUUCCCUCGACUUUCGGACACCCGAUUCAUUAGCGAAUCAAGAAAACUGCCCACGAUGACACUCAUCAGGCAACAUGAUUUGGUGCGAUUUCCACAAGUUAAUCUGUUAUCUUCCGGCAAACCAAACCUUGAACUCUCAGCAAAACCAAGAGUCUUGAUCUCCAUUGGCAUACAAGAAGAGAAGAACGUCGUCGAUCUACAAGAAGAUUGCUCGUCGAGAAAAAGUUAUUGCAAAUUCAAUCAAGGUUGGCAGGUUCAACAACCAUUCUAUGUAGAGGAGCCAAGAUGGGUUGACAUUGAUGUCGACUACAUAGACAAUUCUCAGCAUGCAGAUGGCGAUCCUUACAUACUGACACGAGGAAAGAAAAUUAUUAGAAUUAAGAAUCCAGAACAAGUAGACAAAACAAUCGAGGAUUAUGAAGCGACCUUCGAUUAUCCAAGCAAAAGCAAAGGGCUGAAAAGCCGAGUAAGAAGAUCCAUCAAAAUGAACAAAAGAUCUCAAAAUAAAAUAACCGACGAAAGGAACAAUCAAGUAGAGCAAAGAAAUCGUUAUAAUAGUCUUGAAGAUACUGAUAAAGAUAGAAAUAAUACUAUAAUUAUCAAAAUAGAAAAUACAGAUAAAAAAUCUUCAAAGAUGGACAAAAUAUUGGAAGAAACAGGUGAUAUCUUUAUUGAAAAAUAUAAGAGAGUUAAUCAAAAUAUGACAAAGAGAUCAUUGCAUGAAUAUAAAUUUACAGAGCAGAAUAAAAAAUCCGCAAAUGAUUUAAUCACAGAUUUCGUUGAAGAAAAACGGAAAAUACAAAACAAAGAAAGCAAUGCUAUUGAAAAUGACAAUAGCAAAACUGCAGAAGUAAAUCAAAUUAAAAAAUUCAAUAAAAAUGAUGGAAAAAGUCAUUUUACUAUUAAUAUAAAUAAAAGAAAUAAAAGAUCAGUGUUAUUGAAAAAUCAAAAACUCUCCGAAAGUCAUAACAAACAGGUUUAUGAAAUCGACGUAAAUUCCAAGAGUGAUGGCGAAAGGAAUGAAAUCGAUACAUAUAGGCAGGUAGAAAAUAAAGCUUACAUCAACAAGUUAAAUGAUUUAGAUACAUUCAAUAAUCUCUUAUCUCGCAAUAAAGAUCUAUUUAACAAUGAAAGCUCGAAUAAAAAAGAUGUAGAUCAUAAUACUAAAUCUAUCGAAAGAGUGUGGGAACUUCAACAUUAUCCGCACAAGAGAUUAGAAGACGAAGAAACGAAGAAUGAGAAAAAUAAAUCUGAAAUUAAUAAAGAUGAUGUAGAAAUGACAGAUUUGCAAUCAACAAACGAGUCCGGCUCAAAAAGCUUCGAAACGAAUUCUCGAGACAAACGUAACGCUUGCAGAGGUUUCAUCUGCAAGAUCGAACCGCAGAUCCAGGAAGAUAAAUGGCUGAAGAAUAUCGAGAAGGAAAUUCAGGACUCGCUGUCUUUCAAGCGAAGAGACAAACAUAAUGAUAUUUUAGACAACCUAAACCUAGACGAACUUUACAUAAUUUCUCGAGGUAAGAAAUCACUGUAUGAUUUUGGGAAGGACGGUCUCCCGUCAAUGUCGCGAAAUACGAACAACGUAGAUCGCGCUAAAGUGAUGAUUCCGAUGGGUCUUCUGAAAUUGUUAUUGAUGGAAAUGUCCAAAUGUAACGACGAUAAUUGCGUCAAAGCGAAUCGAUUGCCACUGAGGGAUAGACGUGGUAGCUCGCUCGAUGAAAUCUUCGCGGCGUACGAUCCAUAUUAUUUAGUUAGAGGAAAACGAAUGAACCGAAACCAGAAGGGCACUUCACUCGAAAUGGAUGCGAAGCAAUAAUAUCUAAAAACGAGAGAUCUA
This is a messenger RNA of Pogonomyrmex barbatus (red harvester ant), 2080 nucleotides long. RefSeq lists its product as uncharacterized. The record is from RefSeq and is a predicted model, not a curated record. NCBI's taxonomy places the organism in Eukaryota, Metazoa, Arthropoda, Insecta, Hymenoptera, Formicidae.